Phaeodactylum tricornutum CCAP 1055/1 is the source of this 1209-nucleotide messenger RNA. RefSeq names its product calcium dependent protein kinase (gene CDPK1). Lineage: Eukaryota; Bacillariophyta; Bacillariophyceae; Surirellales; Neidiaceae. The annotation marks the transcript as partial. The transcript has a single exon. The record is from RefSeq and is a predicted model, not a curated record. Gene Ontology annotation, cellular component: nucleus; cytoplasm. Gene Ontology annotation, biological process: intracellular signal transduction; protein autophosphorylation; peptidyl-serine phosphorylation. Gene Ontology annotation, molecular function: calcium ion binding; calcium/calmodulin-dependent protein kinase activity; calmodulin binding.
AAAGAGCUUCGCAACGAAAUUGACUUAUUACAUCAUUUAGAUCAUCCGAAUAUCAUUCGAGCGUUCGAAGUGUACAGAGAUGGUCCUAAUCAUCUCGCGGUUGUUUUAGAUCUUUGUCGAGGAGGAGACUUGAACAGCCGUUUCCCAUACACCGAGAAAAACGCCGCUUACGUAGUAUUUCAAAUUGUGGAGGCUGUCCGUUUUCUCCACAGCCACCGUAUUAUGCACCGCGACUUAAAGCUCGAGAAUAUCAUGUUUGAAUUCGACGAUCCAAGCGAUUUUAGCAUUAAGCUGAUCGAUUUUGGUUUGGCCACCGUUUAUUCCAGCGACCGCAAAAUAUUUCACGAGUGCGUAGGAACCUUGUACACCAUGGCACCAGAGGUUUUACGCAAAAAUUACACUUGCCAAGCUGAUAUGUGGUCUAUCGGGGUAAUUGCGUUCCAUUUGUUGUGCGGGCACCGUCCUUUCCGGGCGUCUUCCAAAAGAAACCUCAAAAGACAAAUCUGUCAAGGGACAUCCUGCUUUCGGGAUCCAACAUGGAAGUCCUUACCCUGGGCGGCCCGAGAUUUUAUCCGCCGAUUGCUCCAGCCCGAUCCACAGCUACGGUGUACUGCAGAUGUUGCCAUUCGACACCCUUGGUUACGCGUGACAAAUGAAGUGUCUGCAUUGAGAACGCUCCCGGAAGACUCUCUAAAAGCUCUGGUAGAAUUUUCGAAUAGCAGUGAUUUUCACAAACUUGUGCUGCAAGUCAUUGCUCGGAAAGCGUCUGCAGCAGAUAUUCGUGGGCUACGCCAUAUUUUCUCCGACCUCGACUUGGGCAAAAAUGGCGUGAUCACAAGGACCGAAUUUAGAAAAGCUCUAACACGGAUCAAAAGUUUUGACAUAGAUCACGUGGACGAACUCUUCGACGAUCUAGAUGUCGACAAGAGCGGAGUCCUUGAGUACACAGAGUUCCUGGCUGCCGAACUUGGAUCACAUAUUGCUCUCAAAGAUUCUUGCUUGCAUGACGCGUUUCGAGAUUUUGAUACGGACGGCUCUGGAUACAUCACACGUCAAGACCUGCGAAGCAUAUUUGGUGAACAGGCAAGUGAUUUGUAUAUUGACAAGCUCAUUGAACAGGGCGAUUUCGGAGGUGAUGGCAAAAUCGACUAUCACGAAUUUGUUCGUCUGUGCGAGGGUGCAGGGAUUACAAUUAGCGCACAUACAUAA